UACUAGACUCUAGAUCUAGAAUCUAGAUAUAUUCUAUAAUAACAGUUAUUGUCUAGUCUGUUAUAAAAUUGUAGAAUCUGUUUUUUUCUUAGAAGUCAAUCAGUUUUAGUGGAUGAUUUCUGCCUAUACUUUACUCACAAUGUGGCAUCGAUGAAAACACUCAGCUAAAACAAAAUGAGUUUCAGUAAGGUGUAUACAUUAUUUAUAACAGAGAUUUUGGUACUGGUCUCUUUUAUAGCACCUGCAUCACUAACAACAUGUGAAAGUCACUACCUUAUGUUGACUUCAAAUACUUAUGGCACACUGACAAGCCCUGAUUAUCCAAAGCUUUAUUCUCCCAACUUUUGUACACAAUGGACUUUGUUUGGUCUUCCCGGCAUGAAAGUUGCAAUAAGGAUUUGGGAUCUAGACCUUCCAACAUAUCAUGACUUCUGUGACUAUGACUCACUCUUAAUUAGUGCAGGCUCAGUGUUUGAAAAACGAUUAUGUGGUGAUAAAGUCGGAAAAAUAUUUUCACCUUAUUUAAUUGUACUUGACCAGCAAGCUUCACUAAACAUAAUUUUAAACAGUACUAUAUACGGACCUAAAGGGAGAGGUUUCAAUAUAUCAUAUGAUACUAGUAGCUCUGGGUAUUCUGAGGCUGUUAAAGAGCAGUCUGUCACUUCCACUCACACACCUAUUCCUAUUCCAUGGAUGAAUGAAAUAGAUAACGAAAAAACUUGUCUAUAUAUUCAAGAGGGAAAUUCAGGACUAAUUACCCUCUCUCCAACUAUUAAGUACGCUCUUUCAAAGCGACCUUAUUGCUCCUGGUAUAUAUUUAACAAUGUAGAUGCUACAUACAAAAUACAAAUUCUUACGCAUUCUCUAACUGAUGGGGACUCUCUGAAGGUGUAUGAAGGCCGAGAUGAAUAUUCCAGAUGUUUGGGCAGUUGUAAUGUAGUCUAUUGUAAUGCACUGUUGUAUACACCAAAAAGUGAAUUUUUUAUUAAAUUGAAAGUUAAGAACUCAGCAAUCCCAAGGAAUUUUACUCUCAAGUAUUCAACAUUAUCAGCUAAUAGUAUCAAUAUGGGACAAACAUCGUCAACUCUGAUGCCUUACUGGUCCAAAUCUGAGUCAUCUCUACCAGAACCCUUGCUCCCUUCAGGUUAUUGUAGUUUUACUAUAAAAUCUCAGUCAGGGGAGUUCUCAAGCAGUGAUUCCAUCUAUAGCGCUUUACAGAACUCUGACGGUUGUUUUUGGCAUUUGCAUGUCGAAAACUUCAAUGACAAACUUUAUACCUAUCAAAUUGUAUUUGAGGAAUUUCGUUUAUAUUCUCAUGAUGUUAUUUAUGUUUAUGAUGGUUCAAGUGCAUCUUCAAGACUUUUAUACCAACCAUUUUAUGGUGGAAAAAAUGCUAGAACUGAGAUGUUGUCUACUGGAAGUAAUGUUUUAAUCAAAUAUGUCUCCUCUUUGAGUCGUUGGGCCAACUUCACUAUUAAGUAUUCAAUUUUGAUAAAUUGUUUACCUGGUUACCAGCCAUGUGGAUUUAAUGAGCUUGCAUGCUACCCUGUCAGUAACAGAUGUGAUGGGGUUUGGCAUUGUCCACUUCAUGGAGGAGAUGAAAGAGGCUGUUAUGACUGUGAUGUAGAUCAAUUUAGCUGCAACACCACUUCACAUUUCUGCUACAGAGAAAUAGAUCGAUGCAAUGGUAAAGGAACAUGUGCUAACUACAUUGAUGAAACCGGCUGCACACCACAACAGUGUAGCUCAGAAAAAGGAUUAUUUCUGUGUGACAAUGGGAGAUGUAUCUAUGAGAAGUGGAGAUGUGACAGGACUAGCGAUUGCACAGAUAAUAGUGAUGAAGAAGAUUGCCCUACAUUGUCCUCACCUCGGGUGAUUGUUGCUGCUGUUGUUGGCUCCUUGGUGUGCUCUCUCCUUCUAGUUGUUGCAUUAGGCUGUGUAUGUAAAGUUUACAACAUACGAAUGCACAAUCUCCGUGCAGGCACUCGCCACGAGACGCCCCUAACCCGUCAGUUAGCUGAAAUGUUUCACCACCGCGCCCCACCGCCCCCAUACCAUGAGGCCAUGUUGACCUCUCGUCCAUAUGAUGAAGCAUAUUUAGAGCUGUUGAGCCAGGAUGAAAGCCCAUCCUUGUUGAUUGAUUUAAACAACGUGGAACAGAACAAUCUCAAUGCUGUGCCCCAGCGGUCGCCCAGAGAACAUGGCGGCAGAAGGUGCAGGCAUGGCAGACGACACAGAGAAGUUAACCAAAUUAUUGGCUCUUCUUACAGAGAGAGAUCUGAGCCUCAAGGACUUAUAGAAAUUGGAAGCUUACCACUGCUAACAGAAGCAAUAGAUGCACUUCCUUUGUUGGAGGAGGCCAAUGCUUACAUCAGUCUUUCAGAGCCCCCGCCAUAUUUUGAGUCUGGCACCUCACCGCUUGUUGAAGGCCGGAUGGCUGAGUCGUCCAGUGACUCCGACGACGAGUCCAGUGAGGAAGAAAACUGGCAACCCAGUUUUGUCAGCCCUCUAGAAAGUGGGGAUACACAACAUAGUACAGGGUGUGAGGCGGUGGUCCAGGUGGGUACAUCGGCUCCAGUACCAGCCACACAGGUGAGAACAGGGGGUGAAGAGUUGAGUGACGAGGGCGGGAAAGAUAUGGAAACAACCAGCACAAGUUUUUCUGUGGAUUCUUCCAGUGACUUAGCCCGUGAGGGACAGGAUGAGGAUAAGAAAAUUGAAGACUCUGUGAUUCAUGAGGACUCUGACAGUGAUUGCAUCCUCAAUGAAGAGUGUGGUCCGGAUGAGGAUGACACUGAUUCAGACUCGGCCUGUCUUUUAAGACACACCUAGUUGGCACCCACCUUAAGUUCUACAGAGGACAUGUCACCUGGCCUCCUAGAAUCUCAACUUUGAUUUUACAUUGUCAUAUUUUGUGAUAUAACUUUUUUUUUUCCUGUUAUACCAGUAUCAAUUUGGUCACUUUUUAGAAAUACUGCUCAAGAACCAGUUCAUUUUUUUCUGCCAUAUCAUUAAUCCUCUUAUUUGUAAAUCUGUGUUAAUUUAUUUUUACAUUGAAGUGUAACUUACAGGAAAAAAUUAAUGUAAAUUAAAUAUUGUAGUACUUUUAUCUGAAAAAUAAUGUAUAAAUAGCUCAAGUAAAAGAUAUAUAAUUUGCUAACUAUAACUUGAUCCAUAAGAUUAGCCAAAUAAUAGCACCAGCCUGUAUCAUAUUUUUAUACAGAACUAUUUCUGUCAUAAUUAUGUUAAAUUUAAAUCAGAGCCACAAAGCUUAGGCCACAAACUUAUUCAAGAGCUUGUUAUAAAGGUGUUUUAAUGACUAAGACAUGUUGAUAUUUUGUCAUACCUUGUCAAUUUAGAAUGACCAAAGAAAUUUCAACUGUUAAUUUUUAAAAUAGCUAUUAUUUUCUGUACAUUCUUACAUUGUUUAUGUUUUUUAUGUAAAAAAAAAUUGUUCAGACACUGCAAUCAAUGCACAGCUUUUAUUUUACUUGUAUAGCUUUUUGUUAGUUUUUUUUUUUAAUUUUCUGAUUAUCUUUUCCCUUUGUUGCCCAAGACACAUGGGGCGAACACAGAAAGAUCCCUUCACUUUUGCCGGUCUCCUGCAAUUUUCCUGGCAGUCCCCCAAGACAGGCCUGUAUCUGCCAGCUUCCUCCUCGCUGUGUGCCUCCAUGUCUCCCUUGGCCUUUUUUGUCUGAUGCAGGCUUUUAAUCUAAUUCUAUUUUAAAUUUCUUUAAGGUUUACAAAUUAAGUUCAGUUUUUCAUUUCUAAUUUAUUUUGAGCAUUAUUUAUCUUUUUUCUCUUUGAUUUAAUACAGCUAUACUUCAUACAGUGUACAGCAUAGUAGAUUAGUUUGUUAUAAAAUUUAAGUGUUUUGCUUUUUUUUUUUUUAAUUUUG
Molecule: messenger RNA, 3898 nt
Organism: Physella acuta
Lineage: Eukaryota; Metazoa; Mollusca; Gastropoda; Physidae
Cellular component (GO): plasma membrane
Molecular function (GO): protein binding
Source: RefSeq, a predicted model, not a curated record